Molecule: messenger RNA, 5054 nt
Organism: Oncorhynchus nerka (sockeye salmon)
Lineage: Eukaryota; Metazoa; Chordata; Actinopteri; Salmoniformes; Salmonidae
Product: bcl-2-like protein 1
Exons: 3
Coding region: 407-1093 (228 amino acids)
Biological process (GO): extrinsic apoptotic signaling pathway in absence of ligand; intrinsic apoptotic signaling pathway in response to DNA damage; negative regulation of intrinsic apoptotic signaling pathway
Cellular component (GO): mitochondrial outer membrane
Molecular function (GO): protein heterodimerization activity; protein homodimerization activity
Source: RefSeq, a predicted model, not a curated record
UCAAAGAACUAAGCAAACCAGACCGAGCUGCAUUGUUUAUUGGAGAACCUCCCCGUUAAGCAGACCGGAACGGAGCAUUUUAUUUCCAAUGGUAAACGGCUUGAGUGAACUAUCUUUAUUUUUCCACUAUCUUUGGCAAUAGCACAUUUCACUUCUCUCCUCCGAUUUUGACAGCAGGACUGAUACGUUUUCAGAAAAUAGGAUUAAAGCCACUCGCUAAGAGUGUUGCCGUUGACUAGGGCCUGAGCCACUGCACCAGCCUUGUUUUUUUUGUCUUCAAGACGUCUAUUUUCUGCAUACCCAGAAUGACACAGAUUGGAUUAAACACAGAGGACUGAUCCAAAGAGGUGUGUCGCGAGCAGGUAAAACCGAGAGCCUGGGGCAAAGAAGAAAGACAAGAGAAGGAAUGAUGACUUACAACAACAGAGAACUGGUGGUGUACUAUGUCACCUAUAAACUAUCACAGAGGGACUACCCCUUCAACCACAUGGAGCUCACAGAAGCCCAGAAUCGGACUGAGGGAGGACAGGUGGAAGGGGGUGCGGCAGUCAUGACAUACGUCAAUGGGACGAGUCCCGGUACUCCUCCACCACGGCAGUCGCCCCCCUCCUCCCCUCGGCGGACAGCGGGCCUGGACGCAGUGAAAGAGGCAUUGCGGGACUCUGCCAACGAGUUUGAGCUGCGUUAUGCCAGAGCUUUCAGUGACUUGUCCUCCCAGCUACACAUCACGCCGUCCACAGCCUAUCAGAGCUUUGAGAACGUGAUGGACGAGGUGUUCCGGGACGGUGUCAACUGGGGACGGGUGGUGGGCCUGUUUGCUUUCGGAGGGGCCCUCUGUGUAGAAUGUGUGGACAAGGAGAUGAACCCCUUGGUGGGAAGGAUCACAGACUGGAUGACAGUCUAUCUGGACAACCACAUCCAGCCCUGGAUCCAGAGCCAAGGAGGAUGGGACCGGUUUGCAGAGAUCUUUGGGAUGGACGCUGCAGCCGAGAGCAGGAAGUCUCAGGAGAGCUUUAAGAAGUGGUUUCUGGCGGGGAUGACCCUGGUCACAGGAGUCGUCGUAGGGUCACUCUUCGCUCAGAAACGCCUGUGAGAACGACAGCCACAACAGACGCCGUCUUGUACGGGGUGGAGGGGGGUGGAAUGAAGGAAUUAGUUAAACUUUUCUUAUUUCUCCUUUUUAAUUUUCAAGAAAAUACAUGAUUAUGUUUGAACCUUCCAUCCCACCAUACACUGAGGACUCUGACAAACUGUUGAGAUUAAAGACAGCGUGAUGGUCACUUAUCAAAGACCUCCCUGCAACACCCUAAAAACACCAGAAAAUGGAGGGAGGUAUCUAGAACUGUCUUGGGCCAAACCUUCCUGUUUUUUCCCCUUUUGUUUACUCUUUCCUGUUGACCUUUUCUCCAAUUGCUGUAUUAAUUAGCUUUUUUUACAAAUGUAAAAGUGAUUCAGAAACAAGCUAGCGCAUCAUAUUAGGCGCAUUGGCCUGAAAUUAGUGAGGUAAUUUAAAUUGUUGUGUGUGUUCAUUGGUUUGUUUUUAUUUUGAUUUUUUUUACCAUUAAAACCCAGGUGAUCAUUUCCUGUUGUGAUGGUGGUCAAAUACCUGGCACACAGAACACACAACGUGCACAACAAACCACUAGCCAGUGACAGAGUAUUUAUCUAGCAGCUGGGGAUAGAGGCUCAGUUGGAGAGAAUGUUCAGUGUUUAAAACUUACAACACAACCUUGUAAUCAUUUUAGCUAAUGAGAUUGAAGAUGAAUGAAGCAGAAACCUUAUUUAGUGAGAUUACAGAUCAUUGAGACCUCUGACGUUCAUAUAGAUGGAUCUAAGACAUGAGAAAAUGUUGUCAGGCUGACUUCCAGGUCGGACCCUUUCAACCUCUGUCUGCCUGGAAGCCACCUCUGUCUGCCUUAGUUUUCACACUUGGCACAUUCAUUUCUGAUCUCCUUCCUGUCACAGCAGCUGAUGGCGUGCGUCACUCAACACCCAACCUGCUGUUCAGAGCACAUCUGUCAAACCUGGUCGACAGAGACUGAGGAAAACGAUUCCUUGGUUUCCAAACGUCUUUAAUUUAAACACAGCGUCAGUAAGUCAGGAGGGUGCUUGUAAGUCUGGCGUUUUCAUAGUGUUACACUCUGUGCGCUGGCAGUUAGCUUCAUUCAGGAGGAAGUAGGAGGAUGAGAAGGAGGGUGUGAGGAGAAACGGGUGCAACCCCCCCCACCCACAUCCUGACCCUCUGCUUCAGGGAACGGAGCCCUAGGGAAGUAGGGCUCCUCUUGUGUGACAGGUAGACGGUUGAAAACCCAGCCUUUGAGACUUUGCAGCGGUGUCCUGCGUUUCAAAACUGGAAUGAGGUCUCUCUCACUUGCUGUGGUUUUUCCACAUUUUAUUUGAACAGUGUAGCAGACCUGUGUUAAACUUUAGAGACGUGUCAACGUUUAUAUGCUUUAUUUUAUGUCAAAGCCCUGUUAGUUUAUUUACGUUUUCUAUGCAUUCCCUCCUUAAUAUUGUUGUUUUUAAAUCUUGUGUUUUUUGCCUGCUUUUCUCAAUUGCAGUACCGGGCCCUCCGGGGUAUUUAGUUACAGUACCGGGCCCUCCGGGGUAUUUAGUUACAGUACCGGGCCCUCCGGGGUAUUUAGUUACAGUACCGGGCCCUCCGGGGUAUUUAGUUACAGUACCGGGCCCUCCGGGGUAUUUAGUUACAGUACCGGGCCCUCCGGGGUAUUUAGUACCAGUACCAGUACUGGGCCCCCAGGGUAUUUAGUUCCAGUACCGGGCCCUCCAGGGUAUUUAGUUCCAGUACUGGGCCCUCCAGGGUAUUUAGUUCCAGUACCGGGCCCCCAGGGUAUUUAGUUCCAGUACUGGGCCCUCCAGGGUAUUUAGUUCCAGUACCAGUACCGGGCCCUCCGGGGUAUUUAGUUCCAGUACCAGUACCGGGCCCUCCGGGGUAUUUAGUUCCAGUACCGGGCCCUCCGGGGUAUUUAGUUCCAGUACCGGGCCCUCCGGGGUAUUUAGUUCCAGUACCGGGCCCUGCGGGGUAUUUAGUUCCAGUACCGGGCCCUCCGGGGUAUUUAGUUCCAGUACCGGGCCCUCCGGGGUAUUUAGUUCCAGUACCGGGCCCUCCGGGGUAUUUAGUUCCAGUACCGGGCCCUGCGGGGUAUUUAGUUCCAGUACCGGGCCCUCCGGGGUAUUUAGUUAGCAACAGUUUGUUCAGGUCCACCCUGCUUAGGAUCUUGAUGCUCUCCUAAUUAUUUUCUGUUUGAUAUCUCAAGAACACCAUAUUAUGGGACAAGGUUUUCUCUUUACUUAUGAAUAUACUAUAGAUCAGGGCUCUGCUCCUGGAGAGCUACCGUUCUGUAGGUUUUCACUCCAACCCUGUUCCUGGAGAGCUACCGUCCUGUAGGUUUACACUCCAACCCUGUUCCUGGAGAGCUACCGUCCUGUAGGUUUUCACUCCAACCCUGUUCCUGGAGAGCUACCGUCCUGUAGGUUUUCACUCCAACCCUGUUCCUGGAGAGCUACCGUCCUGUAGGUUUUACACUCCAACCCUAAUGUAGCACACCUGAAUUGAAUUAUCUGGUUGAUAAGCUGAAUCAGGUUAAUUACAGCUGGGGUUGGAGUGUGAACCUGCAGGAUGGUUGCUCUCCAGGCAAAUAGCUGGCCACGUUGCUCCAAACAUAACAUUUCAAAGUGUAUCGUUCCAUUUCUCCAAACGUCAAAUGUUGAAGUUAAGGGUUCAGUUUAGGGAUUCAUUCUGAAUGGUUAAGGUAAGUGUUAAGGUUUGUGAUAUUGUCCACAACUGGGAUCGAACACACAGCCUUCUGAUCCAGAGUCAUGGGAUUUCGGCCAUCCACAACACCCUGGCAAAACCCAAGCCCACUUGAUGGUAAUAGUGUUCACUGUUGCCCCUAGUGGCCGGUUUUGAAGGCAUUUCCCAACAUUUUAGGACGUGGAUAGACGUCCAAUUUUGACACCAAACUUAAACGCCCUGGCUUCUCCAAGAACAGGGUGGGAGAGCCCUGCUAUAGAUGAAUAUCUGCCAAGUGAUCAUGAACCAUUUCCUCACACAUUCCAAGACAGUAAUAUAUUUUUCUAGUGUUGUGCCCCACAAAAAGCUAGCCUGGAUGCCAGUCUAAUCCACUAGCCAGGGUGCCAGUCUAAUCCACUAGCCUGGAUGCCAGUCUAAUCCACUAGCCAGGGUGCCAGUCUAAUCCACUAGCCUGGAUGCCAGUCUAAUCCACUAGCCAGGGUGCCAGUCUAAUCCACUAGCCUGGAUGCCAGUCUAAUCCACUAGCCAGGGUGCCAGUCUGUAAUCCACUAGCCAGGGUGCCAGUCUGUAAUCCACUAGCCAGGGUGCCAGUCUGUAAUCCACUAGCCAGGGUGCCAGUCUGUAAUCCACUAGCCAGGGUGCCAGUCUGUAAUCCACUAGCCAGGAUGCCAGUCUGUAAUCCACUAGCCAGGGUGCCAGUCUGUAAUCCACUAGCCAGGGUGCCAGUCUGUAAUCCACUAGCCAGGGUGCCAGUCUGUAAUCCACUAGCCAGGGUGCCAGUCUGUCACUGCUCUCUUGCCGACUCCUUAUAGAAUUGUCAUAGCAUGUUUGUCUUGACCAGGCUAACAAAAAGCUGCUUGCAGGCUUUUCCUGCAAUGUGACCUUUGUCACAUGAAGUUCCCUCCGUGUGUGUGUGCAUUCGUGUUGUAUGGAAAAUGUUUUGCUGGAGGCAUAAGAAUGAAUUGAAACAGCAUUGACACUAUGUACUAGUUAUUUAAACCAGCAUUAGAAUAGUAUCAUGGUUACUAACAUUUUUAAAAAACAAUUUGCUUGACUUUGAAAUGUUAUUUAUGAUAUUUGGUGUAGUGUCCCUUCAAAUUGCCUUAUUAAAUUCCAUAUUUGCAUUGAUGUGUACUUUGUAUUUCAUUGUUAAUGUUUUGCAUUUUAACUGCUAAUAGAAUAUUGCUAGGGUAAAGGAGGAAAACAACGACGUGUCUCAUGGUCUGUUCUAUGUCUUAGAUUACAUGCAACUGAAUAAAAGACCAAUGUGGAACAUGGA